Porites evermanni is the source of this 468-nucleotide messenger RNA. Lineage: Eukaryota; Metazoa; Cnidaria; Anthozoa; Scleractinia; Poritidae. The record is from the annotation of a GenBank genome assembly.
AUGCCUUUAUCCAAACGCCGUAGCAGAUCCGAAAUGUCCUUGGACUUUCUCCAAGAUUUCGGGACGCCAGAUAAAGAAGAUAAAGAUUCCACUGACCAUGCUGACGAACAAAAUAAAAACGUCAGCAACAAGCAAGCCUCUAGCAAAUCAGAACCGCCACAAAUUUUCAUCGAGAAUACGCCUUUAAACGAUGUUGACGAUGACGAUGGAAACUUACCCAAAAUUCACCGCGCAGUAUCGGAAGGAAAUUUGGAACUUCUCAAAGAGCUUGUUGAGAGCGGUGAUGCAGAUGUAAAUACUCCUGAUGCCGAUGGAUGGCCACCGCUGUACACUGCUAUCAGGAAAGGAAAGCUUGAAUGUGCUUCAUAUCUGCUGAAGAGAGGAGCUUCCGAUUUUUAUGACAGACAGUACGAAGAAUACCAAAGAAGGUUGGCGCUGUCUAGGACGAGAACCCAUUCUUUGAAGUGA